GAGAGAGAGAGAGAGACGAUCUCGUUCGUUUUCUCGUGGAGAGUGAAUCUCAUUAGUUCAAAGGGAAGUGUGAUUGUGUCAAACAAACACAUACACGUAAUAUAACCUAAGAACCUACGCUCGCGCACAAGUCCACGAUAUAUAUAUAUAUAUAUAUAUAUGUAGUUAAUGUUCAUCGACGAGAGAAGGGAAAGGUGUGUAAGUUCGACAUACUAUUACCAGGCUAUCGGCACGCGGCCAUUUCCCGUGUUCUCCGUAGCAGCCUCUUUCGCGACGAGGACACACAGAAAGGCACAACAACGUGGACAACGAGAGAAGCUUCGCGCAAAAAGGCCGUACACUUGAAUAUACACACAGAUACAAAAGCAACCUUUAGAACACACACGUUACACACGGUAACGGCCGUGUCUCUAUCUAUCUAUCUCUCUCUAGCACCGAUGAAAGAGAAGAGUAGGGCUUAAUCAGUUAGUCGAUAGGCAAAUUGGCUUAGAGACACCGACCGACCGGGUGGUUUACAGAAGCAGCAAACCCCGUGCAGUGGCCAGUGGUUGAGUGGCGAACCAACCGUCUCUCUUUCUCUCUCUCUCUCUUUCUCUCUCUUUUUCUUUCUUUCUAUUUCUCUUUAUCUUACUCGCCCACCCUCCCUCUCUCUCUCUCUCUCCCUCCCUCUCUCUCUCUCUCUCUCUCUCUCUCUCUCUCUCUCUCACUCUCUCUAUCUCUCUACCUCUGUUAUUCGAUUCUUCGUAAAACGAUCGACAGCUUUUACGGCGACGACGAGAGAACGACAGUUGCGCGUCCUCCAUCGUCGUUCCAGGGGUUUCCUCGAGGAAUCGUGCUCGAAAAGAGAGAAAGAGAGAAAAAAAAGGGUCUAUAGUGGAUAGAUUCGUAAACGACGUAAACUCGCUAAAAAAAAAGAGAAAGAGAGAGAGAGAGAGAGAGAGAGAGAGAGAGAGAGAGAGACGAGGAAUAGAGAAAACUUGAGUGUCCGUAGCCACCGACGCGUGCGAUGACGGAAAAAUACUAUUAUUGUUACUACCAAAGAAAAAGAGAUAAUUCAGUGAUUUGUGUCUAAAGUUCGUCAAACUUGUAUUUAAAGAUCGAUGAUACGUCGCGACAAGCUGGAUCGACUUCGGAUCGAUGAUCUCUCGAUCGGUUACUUUCUUGUAGCUUUGAUCGUAUAUGUGAGAAAACAACAUUGCAAUAGGAUCAUAUCGUCGUGACGACGUCAAGCUAAUAUACGAUAGGAUUCGUUAAUUCGUCAACGAAGAUAGAAAGGUUUGCGAUCUGGAUUGGCUGUGGGAGCCUCGAUUUAAAUAUAGACGACGACAACAAGGACGCAGUGAAUAAGGGCGAGAAAAAUCGGCACGAUAGAAUGUGCAGCUGUUCGGAAUGACGAGACACUCUCUGAUGAUUCUAUGCUGCUAUCUUUAUACCCUCUUUGACAUGGCAGCUUUACAUUUUCCUUUCAGCGAGAAAGUAUGCGAACCGGUUCUUUCCACGGAGGUCGAAGGGUGGCAUAUUAAAGUCGAUAGCCUAUCGUCUAGUACAAUUCGACUUUCGGCGAGAAAGCGCGGGUACCGGUUUUUUCCGAAGAUCGAAAGAGAAGCCGACCAAGAGGAUUAUGGUAGAAAAGAGGUAUCUCUGUCGUUAAGAGAUAUCCUACCGAUAAAUCCAAAACAAUAUGACAAGCACAGAGCACCAAAAUUCUUGGGACAGCCUACCAUCGUUUAUUUUCACGUCACGGUUCUCAGCCUCGAUUCUAUUAACGAAGAAUCUAUGACCUACGUCGCUGACAUUUUCUUGGCUCAAAGCUGGCGCGAUUCUAGAUUAAGAUUACCAGAGAAUAUGUCGGAAGAAUAUAGAAUAUUGGACGUUGAUUGGUUGAACAACAUUUGGCGACCGGAUUGUUUUUUCAAAAAUGCGAAAAAGGUCACUUUUCACGAAAUGUCCAUACCAAAUCACUAUCUCUGGCUUUAUCACGAUAAAACGUUACUUUAUAUGUCCAAAUUGACCCUGGUACUAUCUUGUGCGAUGAAAUUCGAAUCGUAUCCUCAUGAUACUCAAAUCUGUUCAAUGAUGAUAGAAAGCUUAUCACAUACGACCCAAGAUUUGGUCUUCAUAUGGAACAUGACUGAUCCGUUAGUAGUAAAUCCCGAAAUUGAACUGCCACAGCUUGAUAUAUCGAACAACUAUACGACCGAUUGUAUGAUCGAGUAUUCGACCGGAAACUUUACGUGUAUUCAAAUCGUCUUUAAUUUAAGAAGAAGAUUAGGGUACCACCUGUUUCAUACGUACAUACCUUCGGCUCUUAUCGUCGUCAUGUCCUGGAUUGCCUUCUGGAUUAAACCCGAAGCAAUUCCAGCUCGCGUUACGCUCGGUGUGACGUCACUCCUCACACUAGCAACUCAGAAUACACAAUCCCAACAAUCGCUACCACCUGUCUCUUAUGUGAAAGCCAUUGAUGUGUGGAUGUCAUCGUGCAGCGUCUUUGUCUUCCUAUCUCUCAUGGAAUUCGCUGUGGUUAAUAACUACAUGGGUCCUGUUGCAACGAAAGCUAUGAAGGGUUACUCCGAUGAGGAUCUUAGGGAAGCUAUCGAUGAAUUUAAGACUCCAAUGAGGCCCGAUUCCGAAAGAAGCAGAAGUCCAGUAAGACCACCUACCGUUCAGUAUGACACUUGCUGUCAGGGAAGGGCAACAGCAAUUUACAUCGACAAAAUCUCCAGAUUCUUCUUUCCCUUCUCGUUUUUCAUCUUGAACGUCGUUUAUUGGAGCACCUUUCUAUAAAAUAAGAAGAAUCUUCGCCACGUUACCUAUCGAUCGAUCAAUUAACAAACAGAGACAUUCGAAAUCGAAGAAAAUAUGAUUUAGAAGUGCCUUUUAUACAGAGUAUUGAUAAAGAAUUGGCUGAUAUUCUGAAAACUUAUAGUUUGGUUUGAAAUAAUGAAACAAAGUUUAUAUGAAUGUGUGUGUUUUAUGAUACAUCAUUUAUCACAUUAAUAUUAAUUACCUUAUCUAUAAUUAUAUAAUAAUCAUUUUAAAAGAAAUGUUUGAUAUCCCAUGAAAAGAAAAAGAAAAAAAAAAAAAAAAAGAAAAAAUACGAACGAAUUUAUCGAAUUUGCUAUAGCAUAAGAAAUCAUAUAUAACAUAUAUUUAUAGAAACUCUUCAUUAUUUUAGCCUAAACAACUUUAUUAUUAUCCUGUAUAAAAUCAAUACUUACAAGUUGUAUCAACAAAUCAAUAUUAACUUAUGUUAACAAUUUAAAAGAUCAAUUCUUCUACUUAUGCAAAUAAUAACAAAUUUAAUUCGUUAAGCUUUUUAAUCCUUCGCACUCAACGACAUUCUAAAUCUUGUUAUUAAAUAUGCAAUAUAAUAAUAAUGAUGAUUAUUAUUACUAUUAUUACUAUUAUUAUUAUUAUUAUUAUUAUUAUUAUUAUUAUUAUUAUUAUUAUUAUUAUUAUUAUUAUUAUCAUUACACUAUGUUAGUGAUAUUAAACAAAAUAUAUUUAUAUCAAAUAGUUGCUAUUGUAUUUAUUAAUAUUUAUAUACCUACUUACGCGUAUAUUGCUAUACAAAUACAAAUUUUGUAUGUGAAAAUUACUUUCGAUGACCAAACGAAGAAAAUGUAGAAAGUGCAAAGGAUUAAAAAUGAGUAUUUAAUUAAAAAGAAAAGAAAAAAAAUGUAGAAAUGCUUUCUCAUGGAUAAAAAAAAUGGCACACUUACUUACUUGAUCGAAGAUUUAAUAUUGUGGCAAGCCGCAAAUAUGAUAGAGAAUCUUAUCGUAGGAAUGUACGACCACUUGUGGGUUUUACUACUAGACAAUAAUGUGGUAUCCCUUACGUGGUAAGCCGCAUUGCCAUUACACCGUCUAGUUUAAUCAUAAGAGCAUCUUAAAAUUACAAGCUUCGCGUCAGUGAAGAGAAGAUAAUUAAUUGCAUUAUUAAAUAUAUAUAUAUAUAUAUAUAUAUAUAUUGAUACUUACGUUGAUACUUUCGCGUUUUUUAUAUCAACGCAAAUUAAAAGAAAAUAUAUACACACACAUAAAGAAAUUAAGCGUUAAAUUAUCGGUACUGUGUUAAUGUUAAAUUGUUAUAUGAAAAACAAUGAUUUAUUCAAAGAAAUUAAAGAGUAUUCCUUUUGAAUCAUUAAAUAUAAGUAAUAUAUGUAAUAGUAAAUAAAAUAGAAAUACUUUGUUAAUAAAUUAUCAUCAAAGAUAUAAUAACCCAUAUAACGAUGUUUAUGAGAAGAACAUUUCUACGUUCUCUCUUGUUACGUCGUUAAAAUUAAAUAAAAAAUAAAGAGUCAUCAACAAGAGGAUUGAAUUUUGAAGGAGAAAAAAAGCAGAAAAGAAUAGGUCGAAACAACGUGAAUAAAGACAGUAUUUUAUUUUCAUAUAUCUCUUCAGACAGUUCAUUAUUUCAUGAAAUGUUCGAUAAUAAAUAUAUUCUUGAGGCAUCGAAGUGGGUUCCACUGGUGUGCAGAUCCACGUGCAACCUGUUUUUAAAACUCCGGCGGCAACCAAUCGAUCCACGAUCGGUUGUACGCUAUUAAUUUUUCUCUUCUUUUUUCGUUUUUUCCUUUUUUUCUUUUCUUUUUUCUUUUUUUUUUUCUUUUUUUCUUUUUUUCUUUUUUUUAUUUUCUAGCAACUCACGAAAAAUCGCGCCCAAAUUCCGUCGCUCGUAAUACAUUCCUAAAUAAACGAUAUCGACUUGCGAUUUUUACGAGAAGGUUAAUCCCUUCGUUUAGGAAAAGUUCGUUUCGUUUCAUCGAUCUUCGUUUGAUAAUCCUCUUUACUCUCAGCUGUUCUUUACACACGAUGAUUUCUAAAAUAGUCUCGACAAAUUUAUAACCAUGUACUCUGUUUCAAUAGAACAAAAGAAAGAAAGAAAAAAAAAUGGAAUACUAACGAACACGUUUAGUUUACAUUUUUAACAUUUACAUACUAGACUAUUUCAAAUGUUUUUGUUAAAACUGAAACGAGAUGGAUGAAUAUUUAAAGAAAUAAAAAAAAAAAAAAAAAAAAAAAAAAACAGAAAAAACAGAAAAAAAAACAAAAAAUUCAAAAUUAUAAUGAUAUAUGAACUUAUUUAAUUUUAUCUAUUUCAUCAAUUUAAAUAGAUAUAAAAAUCAGUUUAUAUGAUCAUUAUAUUUUUACAAUCUAUAUAAAUGAAAAUAAUUAUAGUCUAAUAGAAACAUAGUAUAGACGGAAUCAUUUAACGUUAUUAGGCAAUAAUCGAUAAUAUUCGAACGAGUUAAACAAUUAUUGAUAUUUUAAAUAGUUAAUGUUUAGGAUAGAAGAUACGUAUAGAAAUUUUCCGAAACUAUUUUAAAUUCCCAUCCUAUAUUUUAUCAAUAAUUCCCAUUCAAUUUGCACUCAGUUUCUUUCGCGCUUUUUCAUUAUUUCUCUCUCUCUCUCUCUCUCUCUCUCUCUCUCUCUCUCUCUCUCUCUCUUCCUCCCUCCCUUUUUCUUUCAAACGCAGAUACCAACACGCGUGCUUGCACCGUCACUUUUUCAUAUAUUUCUAAGCCAUCUAGAUAGUAUCCCAAUCCCAUAUUAUCGCUAAACCUUCUUGCAAGUUUUUUUUUAUUUUAUUUCUUUAAGUAAAGUAAGGAAAAGGCAAUCUUGUACGAAGGAGGAGAAAGUUGGGAGCGAUCAGGAUAAGUGAUUAAAUCCUCUAACGACUUUGACACCUUCUCUAUCUUCUUUUCUUUUCUUCUUUUCCCUUUUUUCUUUUUUCCUUUUCUUUAUCUUUAUCGUUAAAUACAUCUACGCUCUUUUGGCAUACAUAUACACACGCACACACGCAUACGCACAAGCACACGCGCACGUAGACGAACGCACAAGCCGACGGGACUCGAAAUCAAGAAAGCGAAAUACGAGGCUUUUUUAAUUUCUAUUAAAACGUUUUAGAAUUAAUUCAUUUUCAUAGAAUUUAUGAAAGAAUGUUUCGCGCUAAUGAGAAAACAAUCUAAUCGUCUAAUUUUCGUCUUUAUGAAAAUAUAACAAAUCAUCCUUGCACAGGUUAUUAAAAUAAAUAGCCUGAUUAAUAAAUUCGUAAUAUCAUGCGAUCGAUAUUUAAUGAUAGAUUUAUUAUAAGCUUAAAGAAGAAGAAAAGGUACCCACUUUCUGUCGCCUUUAUUUUAUAAUAACGACGUCCUACACUCGAUGGAUCAUCCUCUCAACGUCAAGGGGCAAUUAAUUGUAGUGAAACGAUUUAAUGGAUUGUACCUUUUCAAAGAACGAUUUCUUUUCAGGUAAGAAAUUGUAGUACCCUCGCAACGAAUCGGUUGAGCAAAGCCGCUAUUAAUUUAAAUAUUCUAUACGAUCCCUUUGCCUUUCAUUUACUCGUUUAUCUGUUUAAUAAACUUUGUUAAUAAAAAUUCAUUGUUUUUCUAGUUCUUUUUUUUCUUCUUUUGUUUCUCUCAACACAAUAUUACAAUUGUUUAUUCAUAUAAUUCACGUCGAACGUUGCGUUUAAUUAUAAGAUUUGAUAUCAUCGUGCAAAGGGUAGAAUCGUAAAGGUGAAUCAUUAAACACAAAGCUUGUGUCUAGUCGAGCAGAAUAGUUUGAAUUGAUCGCUUUUAACGUUAUCACAAGUAGCUACGUUUAAUUAUCCGAUGUGCGUGCGAUACGAUCGUAACAUAGUUGUUUGAGCCGUCCUGAUCUUCCUUACAGGAUAUUCACAUUUUCGUAAUUAACUAGAAACUUUCUAACGAUGGGUUAACAAGUACGUAUACUCUAUCUCGAUAGUUAACAAGAUCUUCCCUUUGAAAUAUUCUGUAAUAUACGAUAUAUUCUAUUUUUGUUUUAAAUAUCUUAUAAUCAAAGAAAAAAAUUGACUAGAAUUAUUAGCUAUUAUUGAUACGUCUCGUUUGAUAAUAACAUUAUUUUAUUAAGAAAUCAAUAAGACAGGGAUAUUAAUUCGAUCGGGAAAACCUAUCUUUAAGUAUUAAGUGUGACGUAACAUAAAUAAAAAAAAAAAAAAAAGUAAGUCAUAAGAUUUUGAUUGAAUAGAAACGAUCGAUAAAACGUUUAAUCAAUAACUAUACAACGUUCCAUAGUACUUUAUCGAUAAAGUUUUCCUUUAUAGUGUCACAAUAUACCUUCUAUCCUAAUGACUAUAUGCUUUUAACGGAGCAUCGACUUUUUUUUUGUUUUUUUUUGCUUUUUUGUUUUUUUGUUUUUUUUUUUUGAAUACGAUCAAAGAAUGUAAUCUUAAAUUUAUCGACUCAAUAAUAUUCUUAGAACGACUGACGAUUAUAAGAAAAAAAAAAAAAAAAAGAAAAAAAAAGAAGAAGAAGAAAAAAUAAUGUGAAAGAGUUCGAACGUACAAUAAAUGAUAAUUUUUUAUAUACGAUUAGAACAUUGAUGCCUCUCGUCUUUGUCUCUAAUACUUCUCUCUCUCUCUCUCUCUCUUUUUAUCUUCUUUUUUCCUCUUUAUCUUUUUCAAUUUUGAUUACUCUUGGGAGAUGAUUUUCUACAAUUCCCGAAGAACAAAGAAAUGCUAAAGAGUACUUUUAUCUACAUAAAUGAAUCUCUCUCGUUUCGUUGAAAUUAAAUUAUCGUCAAGUUAUAUAUAUAUAUAUAUAUAUGUGUGUGUGUGUGUGUGUGUGUGUGUGUGUGUGUGUAAUAAGAUAUUUGUAAAAAUAGAACAUUUAAAUAUAGACGAUCGAGAUUUCAAAAGGCAAGGAACGAUGACGAUAGAACGGAGUCACUAUUAUAUAGGUUCAUCGAAUCUUUUAGUAAGACUAUCAACGAGAAAU
Vespa crabro (European hornet) is the source of this 7763-nucleotide messenger RNA. It is a transcript of the gene HisCl1, whose product is annotated as glycine receptor subunit alpha-2. Gene Ontology annotation, molecular function: chloride channel activity; neurotransmitter receptor activity; transmembrane signaling receptor activity. NCBI's taxonomy places the organism in Eukaryota, Metazoa, Arthropoda, Insecta, Hymenoptera, Vespidae. The transcript has 9 exons. Gene Ontology annotation, cellular component: membrane; neuron projection; synapse. Bases 1390 to 2784 code for a protein of 464 amino acids. Gene Ontology annotation, biological process: nervous system process; chloride transmembrane transport; chemical synaptic transmission. The record is from RefSeq and is a predicted model, not a curated record.